Molecule: messenger RNA, 1206 nt
Organism: Bipolaris maydis ATCC 48331
Lineage: Eukaryota; Fungi; Ascomycota; Dothideomycetes; Pleosporales; Pleosporaceae
Product: P-loop containing nucleoside triphosphate hydrolase protein
Molecular function (GO): GTP binding
Source: RefSeq, a predicted model, not a curated record
AUGGGGAUGACUGGUGCUGGGAAGUCUAGUUUUAUCGAGCAUUGUACUAAACCGCCAGAACGCCUUUCGAGCGAUGGGCUGUUCUCGUGUACUAGUCGUGUGUCGAUACAUACUACAGUAAUUCGAGGCCGUACUGUACAUCUCUUGGACACACCUGGGUUCAAUGACAGUCGGCAGUCUGAUGGCAAGGUAUUGCAGGAAUUAGCAUAUUGGUUAACAGCUGCCCAUGAAAGAGACAUCAGACUUAGCGGUAUCAUAUAUCUCCAUUGUAUCACGAACAACCGUCUUCCAGGCACUGCCGUUAGAGCAUUAGAUGCUUUCAAGAAGAUGUGUGGCACGGAAGCAUUCAAAGGAGUGGUCCUUGCAACAACGAUGUGGGACAUGGUUUCUGUGAAAGACCUGCCCAAGGCCGAAAAGAGACAUGAAGAGUUUUAUGAAAAGAUUCGCCACGAUGUUAUCGAACACGGUGGUAAACUAGUCAGGCUUUCAGCUGUCGAGAUUGAUGCUUUGAAGAUUCUUCAUCAUAUUGUUCAAAAGAACCGAAGACUUACACUGAGAUUCCAGCGGCAGUUGGUAGAUGAGAACCGAAUGAUAUACGAGACGGAAGCUGGGCAGACACUAUAUGAAGACCUGAAUAGACGCUAUCAGUCAUUACAGAUAAUGGCAGAUGAGGCUCAUAGACAAAUGGAUGAGAUUGCUAGUACUGGAAGAAGAGAGGCAUUGAGCGAGCUUAGCGAAGCCACAUCUGAGAUUGCUAGAGACAUCCGACUGGUUGAAGAAGACAUUGAGCGUACUAAAGUAGCGUUCGGAGGUAUCCGGGAGAAGUGGGAGAAAAUCAUAGAACGAGAUGAUCAAACUCUCCUUCUGGCUGCACAGAAUCUUGUGCAACAAUUUGAGCGAGGAUAUGACUACAACGGAGAUGGCGAGAAAGCUAUGACGGCCAACGUACAUACAUUGGCACCUCCAUUCAGCGAAACCUCGAGAAUCUCCAGUACCGACACGUUUUCUAGCCUCACACCCCAAGAGACUGUGGCAUCAAGGUUGCACGAUCUCGAAAAGGAACUGCAAGCGCUUUCCAUACGAAUCGGACAAAGACUAAGCAGAAGAUACACAACGCAAUCGCGAGGAGCAACAAGAAUAGGCGUUAUAGGUACCACUUUGGCGGCUGGCCAGCUCAUUGCAGCAUUAGCCUGCGUUGUAAUGUAA